CCUGGGCGUUGUCUUCUGUUAUUACUGACUACUGUGUUAAUUAUGCCCCCGAUAAGGGCUUGUGACGUGUGCUUCAAAAGAAAGAUAGAAUGCUGUCGACCUGGCCCUAGCCUACCCUGCAAUUGGUGCAGUCAUCAAAAGUUGGCAUGUACAGUUACUAGAGAAAAACGAACAACUUCUGUGAACAGGAUUAAGCGCGUAGACGCAAACAAGCUGCUAGAUCGAAUCAGACAUCUGGAAGAUGCCCUCGCACAGGCCAAUGCACUUCAGCAUUUACAUGCAGGUGAAAGACCGAGAGAGCAAACUUCUCAGGAUUCGGACCCUGCAGGACAAUAUAGUCCAUCUUUCGAAGAUGAUAUUUACGCACACAUUGUUCUUAUAGCUCGUCUCUUUGGACGGAACUGGUAUCAUAGAGGAAUGCCAAUCAUCUCAGAAAAUGGCCUGAAUUGGAUUGCUUCCAGAACUGACCAGGAUACGACAACAUUAAAGUUUUAUUUGCCGAGAGCUGGUUCUGGCCAACCGAGCUGGAGCUUUUCAGCCUUUCAGGUACACGCUCCCGUUGGAGAACUGUGGGAUCUGCCUGAUAGAGACUUGGUGUACAAGUCCUUUGAGUCUCUCUCAAGCUCUUACUUUCUCAUACUAUUUCCUCUUCUUGAUAAAGUACUUCUUGAAGAGACGAUAAACACAGCCUACCAAACUUUUGAAGGGGUACACGCUUCUCAGACUCAUGUGGCAGCACGAGCGUGCCUUUGGGCGGCCUUUGCCGUCUUGGCCCAUUUGAGAAUUUCUGAAGAAUUCUCUGCGACCUUUAGUAGCGGGGUGUGUGCAGCGAGGGCGCAGUGGUUUCUGGGUCUCCUCGAUGGACCCGCUGAUUUGUUAACUCUCCAAACAUUAAUGUUGUUGCACAAGUACAGAACGGCUGUUGGCCAGUGCAGUAGUCCUGAAGCGUUGCAUUCAACUGUUUGCCGAAUGGUAUGUGAGCUUGAUGGGCACUUACAACAUCCGGCGAGUCCUGAGAAUUCCCACCUUGGGCGCCGACGAGACCAUAUACGGAAGCUGUUCUGGCUAUGCUAUAUAUCAGAUAAGGAUCUAGCCCUCCUAUCUAGCCUACCUCCUGUCCUCACCAAUGAGUACUGCGAUCUUAGCGUGCUUAAUAACGAACACUUGAAUCAUGAUGCAUUUCUACAAUCAUCUAGUGCUGCUACUGAUACCGACAAUAUCGACGCCAUUGCUUGGAAUAGAGUAAUCCCCUUUCUACCAGGCGACCCGCACCUCGGAAUGUUGAAAGAGAGAAUAUUUCGGCUACUUUAUUCGCCUUCUGCGCUGAAAAUUAUUGACAGUGAGCUGCUCACUCGCAUUCGCCAGCUAGAUGACGAGCUUGAGAGCUGGCGAUUGUCUGUUCCCCCAGCACUCCGCCCCAAGCUAUCAAUUCUUCCAGGUCACGGUGUACCGUCUGCUACCAAUUUUUUAACUUAUUUGAGAUCAGUUCAGCUACAGCUGGAAUAUCAUUACCUUCUUACCAUUAUUCACACACCAGUUAGGAGAUUUGGGGCUGCUCAAGGCGCAGAUACUAGCCCACCCGAAGACCUUCACAGCGCGAUGCAUUCAAGUAUCGACUUAUCCCUGGAGGCCAGCCGCUCUACUCUAAAUCUACUCAAUGGGCCAAUAGCGAUGCUUAAACAAGAGAUCUUCUGGCAUGCCAUCAUCUACCCGCUUGUAGCAGCCAUGUCGUUAUUCGUCAAUAUACUCAUACACCCUGUUGGUGCUCAAGCAGUGGCUGAUGUAGAAUCGCUUGCUUUGGCGUCAAAGGUACUCAACAGGCUACGAACUCAAACCGUUACGAAUUACGAAACAAAACACAAUGAACAGGCAGGCAAAUUUGUUGCAGAACUGUUAAAAUUAGCGAACGGCGCUAUUUUGAAAGCAAAUGGAGUCUCAGCACUGGACAGGCCACCCACCAAAUAAGAUGGAACACUAAGUAAAUAUUAAUCUGCCGCCAAGGCAUGAUCGCUGCUCUGUUUUAUGGAGAGAUUGAGAGUUUAUCAUAAUACUCAAUACGCCUCACGAUAUUUGCAUAUUGGGGUGGCUGGUGGCAGGUUGUAUGUCCUGGCAUUGCCCGUGUUAGUGGCGAAGCCCUCGCUGGUGUCAGCCUAACAUGCCACAACUGAAUGG
This is a messenger RNA of Trichoderma harzianum CBS 226.95, 2172 nucleotides long. RefSeq lists its product as hypothetical. The coding region runs from base 43 to 1965 and encodes 640 amino acids. Gene Ontology annotation, molecular function: DNA-binding transcription factor activity, RNA polymerase II-specific; zinc ion binding; DNA binding. NCBI's taxonomy places the organism in Eukaryota, Fungi, Ascomycota, Sordariomycetes, Hypocreales, Hypocreaceae. The record is from RefSeq and is a predicted model, not a curated record. The transcript has 5 exons. Gene Ontology annotation, biological process: DNA-templated transcription; regulation of DNA-templated transcription.